This is a messenger RNA of Dibothriocephalus latus, 249 nucleotides long. NCBI's taxonomy places the organism in Eukaryota, Metazoa, Platyhelminthes, Cestoda, Diphyllobothriidea, Diphyllobothriidae. The record is from the annotation of a GenBank genome assembly.
AUGAUCUUCGCCGCAAGACAGCCGCAGAAGGUGCGCACCCACCUCGGCACUACGUUUGUGGGCCUGACGAAAGCUUUUGACACGGUGAAUCGAAAAGGAAUAUGGAAACUCAUGCAAAAGUUCGGCUGUCCGGAGCACUUCAUCCACAUGCAGGGCUGUGCCCACGCGCCUACCCUCUUCAGUCUCAUGUUCUCUGCCAUGCUGAUGGAUGCCUACCAUGAUGAGUGUACCGGGAUCCGCAUCAACUAG